Molecule: messenger RNA, 885 nt
Organism: Ochotona princeps (American pika)
Lineage: Eukaryota; Metazoa; Chordata; Mammalia; Lagomorpha; Ochotonidae
Gene: CACYBP
Product: calcyclin binding protein
Exons: 6
Coding region: 200-880 (226 amino acids)
Biological process (GO): heart development
Cellular component (GO): nucleus
Molecular function (GO): tubulin binding; S100 protein binding; ubiquitin protein ligase binding
Source: RefSeq, a predicted model, not a curated record
CCGGCGCGCCUGCUCUCGGGUCGCGCAUUCGCUCGCGAGAGUUGGGGUUGCCGGGGGCGCGGCGGGCGGCGCGGCGGGCGGCGUCGCGAAGGUUCCAGACGCUCCGCGUGCGACGGGCGGGCCGCGCUCCGCCUCCGGCUCGGCAAGUGCGCGCUGCUUCCUGCUCGUCUGCUGCCCGGCUGCCUGACCCGGUCCCGCCAUGACUUCAGCUUUGGAAGAGCUACAGAAAGAUCUAGAAGAGGUAAAGGUGUUACUCGAAAAGUCUACUAGGAAAAGAGUACGUGAUGCCCUCACCGCAGAAAAAGCCAAGAUUGAGACCGAAGUCAGGAACAAGAUGCAGCAGAAGCCGCAGGAGAGGGCAGAGCCUGGGGACAGUGACAAGCCUGCGCCCGUCACAGCGGGGUACACAGUGAAGAUCAGCAACUACGGAUGGGAUCAGUCAGAGAAGUUUGUGAAAAUCUACAUCACACUAACUGGAGUUCACCAGGUUCCCCUGGAGGACGUACAGGUGCAUUUCACAGAGAGGUCAUUUGAUCUCUUGGUGAAAAAUCUAAAUGGCAAGAGUUACUCCAUGAUUGUGAACAAUCUGUUGAAACCCAUCUCUGUGGAAGGCAGUUCAAAAAAAGUCAAGACGGAUACAGUUUUAAUCUUAUGUAGGAAAAAAGCAGAAAACACACGGUGGGACUAUCUGACGCAGGUGGAGAAAGAAUGCAAGGAGAAGGAGAAGCCCUCCUACGACGCAGAAGCGGAUCCUAGCGAAGGGCUCAUGAAUGUCCUGAAGAAAAUCUAUGAAGAUGGAGAUGAUGAUAUGAAGCGAACUAUUAACAAAGCCUGGGUGGAAUCGAGAGAGAAACAAGCCAAAGGAGACACAGAAUUCUGAGACUU